AUGUCAGGAGAUGUACAGCCACGAAAGCGAAAGGACAAGAAGAAAAAGAAAGAUGAUUUUGGUGUAGAAGAGCCAAGAGGUACAGCAGCAGCAUUGGGAGAAGGCGAUGUUUUUAUGCAUUCAUACCACGAACAUGGCACGGGAGGUCAUUGGUGUGCGAAAAUCAUAUUUUUCGCAUUAUUAGCCGUACUAGUUACCCUUAUUGGAUUAAUUAUUUUGGAAAAUAGAGGUCUUACUGAAUUGGAGGCUAAUUCUGUUGAAUCUCGAUAUUCUGGUGUACUAGAAGGUUGGAUCGAAGAUGCUGUAGAUGACCAUCAUGAUGAACAUACACUGGAAUUAAAACAUCAUGAUGAUGAAGAUCACAUUGACGAUGAAAUAGAUGAAAACGAAAUAGAGGAAGAGUCUCUUGAACAAGAGAUAGAACACGAUGGUGAUGAAAGCAAUGAGGAAGAUGAGGAACAAGAUCAUGAUGAAAUGUAUGAUGAUGAAGAGAGAGAAACUGUAGAUGAUGAUGAUGAUGAAACUCAAGGUGAUGAUGAUGAAAACGAUAACGAAGAUGACGAAGACGGCGAUGAAGACAAUGAUGAGGAGCAUGAAAAUAUAGAAGACCAUUCAAAAUACGCCAGUGAGGAGGAUGACGAAGAAACUUACGAGCGUUAUAGUAAGGAGGAGGUUGAUAUGAUGAAUUUCGAUGAAGUUGAUGAUGAUGAACAUAAUGAUGACGAUGAUGAUGGUGAUAAUGAUGACCUGGAAGAACAAAAUAAUGAUUACCAAAGCAAAGAAACGACAUCUCAUUAUAGUUACGUCGAUGACGAUGAGAAAGAUGAAAGUAAAGAAGAAAAUAAAUACGAUGAUGAAAAAAAUUAUAGCAAUGAAGAUAAUGAUGAGGAUGAUGAAAAAGAAGACGAAGCAGAUGAUGACGAUGAUGAUGAAGAAAUAGAAAAAAUAGAAAAGGAAGUUAUGGAUGAUUCAGCGGAAAUUGAAGAUACCGCACCAAGUAAUGAAGAAGCUGAGAGCAAAGAUAUCGAUCAAGAUGAUUCAGAUGAAGAUGAACCACCGAUAGAAUAUAUCUCAAAACCAGUGGCAGGAAAACCUUUUGUUGAGAUCGAAGAGGAAACUGUAGUGAAGCCAGUCGAUACAUUAGCUGAAGAAGAAGCGUAUGAGAGACAGCAAGAAGAACUCCGAAGACAAGAAGAACAAACAUCACACAGCGUGUGGCUGAAGCUGUGUGUCGGUGGCGCGCUACUGGCAGCGACACACGCGGUCUUACGUCGAACCACCGUACGACACGAUCUAUCUGACGCUGAUGAGACUAUGAGUGAGGAAGCGCCAACCGUUAUUGAUCGACGGAUGACUAUAAUAGAAGAACCGGUAGAAGUUAAACAAAGUUCUGCAACGAGUCAAACGCUACGACAAGUAACUGACGAGGAGGUGUUCAAAAAACCGGCUCCGGUAGUACAAAGUCCAAUUGCGAAGCCAAGAAUCGAGGAAGAAAUUGUCAAACAAGUGGUAGAAAAAGUACAAGAAGUUCCAAAACGAGAUGCAAAGACCGAAGAUGAAAAGGAGCUAUAUAGUGACGAAGAAGAGGAAGACGCUGAAGAUAAUGAAGAAGUAGAAGAAGAUAUUGAGACUUCUGAAAAAGAAGCAGUCGAUAAAGAAGAUGCUGAUGAAUCAGAACCGGAACCGGAACCAGAAGAGGUUUCAGACGUUGAGAUUAUAUACGACGAAACAAUAGAAGAAGAAGAAGAAGUUGAGGAAGAAGAGAUAUCAGACGUAGAUGAUACGGAACUCUUGAACCGUUUAGAGGCGAAAUACGGGCGGCUACCGGAACCCGAAAGACCCGGACAGAAUAAGGGUGGAGCUAAGAGUGUGUCCUCUGAAUGGCCGGGAGAACCGAGCGACUCAUACUGGAGGUCUCAGCUAGACACCGCGGAGGAAGAACUCCGACAGGACUGGCUGGACUAA
Danaus chrysippus (African queen) is the source of this 1965-nucleotide messenger RNA. Lineage: Eukaryota; Metazoa; Arthropoda; Insecta; Lepidoptera; Nymphalidae. The record is from the annotation of a GenBank genome assembly.